Rana temporaria (common frog) is the source of this 2230-nucleotide messenger RNA. It is a transcript of the gene HTR1E, whose product is annotated as 5-hydroxytryptamine receptor 1E. Gene Ontology annotation, molecular function: G protein-coupled serotonin receptor activity. NCBI's taxonomy places the organism in Eukaryota, Metazoa, Chordata, Amphibia, Anura, Ranidae. Gene Ontology annotation, biological process: adenylate cyclase-activating adrenergic receptor signaling pathway. The transcript is spliced from 3 exons. The record is from RefSeq and is a predicted model, not a curated record. Gene Ontology annotation, cellular component: plasma membrane. The coding region runs from base 766 to 1869 and encodes 367 amino acids.
UCAUUCUGCCCUCUUACAUAGUGGGACUCAGCAAUGGCUCCUAGAAAAAGGCAAGCACAGAACAGUCCAAUGCACAGAUAUAACAUCAUGUUCUGGCAGUCAGAGCCAUCCAAUCCCUGUGAGAAGCAAGGACACAGAAGAAGGGAUGAGAGGCUUGCUCCAGGCUUCCUGCAGGCACCUUGUCUCCGAUGUGCCCCCUAGUGGCCAGUUGGUGUCUAAUCUCCUGCUAAUGUAAUCAGUGGUGUGUAUAGUGUGCCUUCAGUCCUCUCUGUGCUCUGGGGCUCAGCGCUGCUGCUGCUUACAACUGCUGUCACAUCACCUGCCUUCCUGGAAAGACAACCAUCCAGUCUUUGUACAUGGCUCUUCUCUCUUGUGGAUUACUCAUGUGAGGCUGCAUUUUUGGAAGCUUGUACUUGUGAGAAGCUUUUCAACUGAUGUGCAUUGCAAGGCUGUAACGAUGUGAGAUUAUUCAGAGUAUGGAGCUUACUACAGGUUCCUGAGAUCAGGUUGGGCCUUAACACAUGGCCAUAUGACCUGAUUUGCAAUGCCAGGUACAACAGUGACUAAGGAGUGGGAAUGCAGAAGACCCUUGCCCACCAGUAAAAGGUUGGUGAGUUUCGGGCUAGCCAUGUGUAAGAAGAGGAAAGAGGUAUUAGAAUACUCUGGCGUCAAGGCUUCUGCACAUAAUGAAUCUUUUCUUGGGAAAAUAGUGCACAAGUUCAAGAUGAGCACCAACUAACACCUGAAAAUUCUUUGACAUUCUCCAUGAGAAAGAUGAAUUUUACAAAUUGCACAGCAGAAACAAUUACAAAUAAAUCUAAAACCGUCACGGAAAAAAUGCUAAUUUCCUUGACAUUGGCUGUAAUAACUACUCUGACCACAUUAUUAAAUUCGGCUGUGAUUAUUGCCAUUUGCACAACCAAGAAACUACACCAACCUGCCAACUAUUUAAUAUGUUCACUAGCUGUUACUGAUUUAUUGGUUGCCAUUUUGGUAAUGCCUUUAAGUAUUGCCUACAUUGUUAUGGAUACCUGGACUCUUGGUUAUGUAAUCUGUGAGAUAUGGCUUAGUGUGGAUAUGACCUGCUGCACUUGUUCGAUCCUUCAUUUAUGCGUGAUUGCUCUUGAUCGAUACUGGGCCAUAACCGAUGCAAUUGAAUAUGCCAGGAAACGUACAGUUAAGCGGGCUGCUGUAAUGAUCUUAACAGUAUGGACCAUUUCAAUUUUCAUUUCUAUCCCACCUCUAUUCUGGAGAAACCAUCACAAUAUAAGUACCCCCAGCAGGUGUAUCAUUCAGCAUGAUCAUGUGAUCUAUACAAUAUACUCCACAUUUGGGGCAUUUUAUAUCCCUUUGACAUUAAUACUUAUUUUGUACUAUAGAAUAUACCAUGCUGCAAAAAGCCUUUACCAAAAAAGAGGAUCAAGCCGCCAUUUAAGCAACAGAAGCAAUGACAGCCAAAACUCGUUUGCCCAUUGCAAGCUCACACAGACGUUCUGUGUGUCAGAAUUUUCCACAUCGGAUCCUACCAUAGAAUUUGAGAAGAUGACUGCAUGCGUGAGGACUCUGCCAUAUGACAACGACACUGACCCGACAGAGGACCGACAGCAGCAGAUCUCUAGCUCAAGAGAAAGGAAAGCAGCUCGUAUCCUGGGACUUAUUUUGGGAGCUUUUAUGUUGAGUUGGUUGCCAUUUUUCAUCAAAGAGCUUGUUGUUGGGCUUAGUCUUUGCACUGUAUCACCAGAAGUGGCUGAUUUUCUGACUUGGUUAGGGUAUGUGAAUUCGCUAAUCAAUCCCCUUCUUUACACUAGCUUCAAUGAUGAUUUUAAGAUAGCCUUUAAAAAACUUAUUAGAUGCAAAGAGCAUUCAUAAAUUACCCAGGCAGGGCAUCUGACUGUCUUAUAGGCCUUAAAGGUGAGAAAAUACCACAUAAAAGAUAAAAGAUUGUCUUUUGAAUCAUGUCAGGUUAGGACUAUGUUUUUCAAAUAUCUUGGCUUGGUGUCUUUUCUUUUACGUCUCGUCAUGUAAUGCCGUCUUCUACCUCUGUUUUUAAAAGAAAAAUCAGACAUCAAUUUUAUAAUAUAUGGUAACAUAUUCCCAGUAGUAAUGUUAAGGGAUUGUUACUAUUACCAAAUUUUAAAGUGUGAUUUACGAAACAUUGUGCUUUUUCCUUUGUAUGAGUGCUGAAUGUCCAUAUGAGCCUAUAAAGCGUUUACAUUUCUGUAUAAACAAA